Molecule: messenger RNA, 2158 nt
Organism: Notolabrus celidotus (New Zealand spotty)
Lineage: Eukaryota; Metazoa; Chordata; Actinopteri; Labriformes; Labridae
Gene: lad1
Product: ladinin
Exons: 14
Coding region: 188-1564 (458 amino acids)
Molecular function (GO): structural molecule activity
Source: RefSeq, a predicted model, not a curated record
AGGUGGGGUAGCUUACCUUUGCGGUCACGUGACGCCUCGGUGAGCUGCACCGGGGUAAAGGUGGACUGCUUUGUACCGCUCUUACUGUAAUCGGACUGCCGCCCUCAGCGUCCCAGACAAGUCGACUCUCUUUUUGUUUGGAACUAUAGGCGCACCUGGAAACUUUGUACUUCUUAUUUCGUCCAAAAUGUCCAUCAGUCGGAAGAACUGGUCGGCUCUUUCCAGCCUAGCGCGCCAGUGGACGAUGGAGGAUGAAGAGGAGGUGGAGAGGGAGAAGAGAAGGAGGGUGAAAAGCUCUGCAGACCCCGAUUCUGAUGCCAGUGAAACACGCAGAGAUACACCCACCAGUGACAGCAUCCCUGAGACAGACUCCUCGAGUGAGACGUCCCAGGGCCUCAACAGUGUGGACCAGAUGCAGCUAGAUUUCGUGGAGAUGCUGCGUGUCCGUGAUGAAAAGCGUAGAAUACGGCAUGUGGAGACGCUGAGAAAACAGAAGGAGGUCGGGGAGGAUGAAGGCGAGACCUGCAGUGGAGGGGCCAGGGUGGAGUUGUUGGGGGAUUUGGAUGUGGACGAGGGUAGUGUGUUUCCUCCCGUGCAAGCCACUAAACCACAACCACCAGUGAAAACCACGUCAUACAGUCCCACCAACAGCAACAGCAACAGCCGCAGCAGUAGUACGAGCACCAACAUCACAAACAGACAGCACGAAAAUGGGGAGUCGACGGGUAAAGCCCCUGAUCCCAAACCUCCGUCCAACCCGGCACGCAAGUUUGUCAGCUCUGUCUCCAUCUCACUCGACAGAAGUCCCUCAGUCAGCGGAUGCACAUCUCCCAUAAGCCCCCGCUCUCCAAAGGCCCCCCUUUCGCCUGGAGAACACUGGCCGUCACCUUGCCAAAGUCCCUCUUCUCGGGACGCUCAGAGUCCUGUUCAGAAUGGACACACACAUGAGACUGGUAAGAACGGCUCUCCCUCCAGCACCAACUUUGAACAGACUUCCAAACCUGCGUUUGUCCGACAGAGCUCCAGGACUAUAUCUUUCAGGAUGAUGAGGAAGAAAGAAGAGGAGACUUCACCGCUGCAGAGGAGUGCAAGUGUGAGGAUGGCCUCGAAGAAGUUUGAACCCAACACAGACCAAAAUGACAAUGAAGAUUCAGCACCAUCUUUGCAGAGAAACUCUAGGCAGAGGAUUUCCUCCAGGUCCAUCAAAGAGAAGAUGGAGAGGCUGGCUCAGGCUGCACAGAAGUCAGAUGUUGUGAAAUCUCCAGAUGUGACCCAGCGUACCCUGCACCUGCUUGAUGAGGUGUCCAGGAAGAGAGGUCUCUUUGAGAAGGAGCAGCAGGCCACAGCCCCCACCAGUCCUGGAGUUUCCAGACAGGAAUUUAGAAACUUUGCAUCAGGAAUGUCAGACCGGAUCAACCGCUGGCUCAACAAAGGUGACCAAACUGGGUCUUCACACAGUCCCACUGACUUGAGACAUGUGGACAUCACCAGCAUGAGGAGUAUGUUUGAGAGCAGAGCAGAGGGCAGUGUCCCCGAAACCACGCCUGCAAAAAUCUACAAGUGAAGGACAACUGUUCAUAACGCCUAACAGAAUUUGGAAGAAGGUGAAAGGGCACAAGGAGAAAGAUUAUCGGAUGACUCUGACUGAUUCUUUUCUUUCAAGCUUUUUAUUUUUGUUUCCGUCGCUGCCUUUGCUCACUGGAUGAAAAGACAUGACACAUAGAGAGCUAGCUAGAACUAGUUAAGUUAUUUUAAGGAGGAUACCAAAGAAGAUUUUGAAAUUAAGGAAGCUUCAAUAACACGCAUUUGCAUUUCUUCAUAGAGCAUUAUGUAUCUCCUUUUUAAAACACUGAAACCAGUUAGAUAUGUGUGAAAAAAAUCAACUGCAAAGGAAAGGAGGAGAGAAGCGACAGAAAAAAGGAGAGAUAUAUUUUUACAUGAAAUCCCUUCAGGUCUUGACUUUAAUUUGAGUAAUUUCAAAAGCACUUUAAAAAGGUGAAGGUCUUACAGCUAAUGAUACCUAUGUUUUAAUUAUAGCAGUGGGAAUUCUGGUGCUGUAAUUCUAUGUUUGAUUUUCUUAUCUGCUAAAAGACAUAUUUUAUUCUGUGUAAUAGUGGGCAGAAUGCCACCUGUCUGAGGAAUAAAAUGCUUUAUUGAC